Molecule: messenger RNA, 1628 nt
Organism: Myzus persicae (green peach aphid)
Lineage: Eukaryota; Metazoa; Arthropoda; Insecta; Hemiptera; Aphididae
Gene: PGAP5
Product: metallophosphoesterase 1
Exons: 9
Coding region: 372-1502 (376 amino acids)
Biological process (GO): GPI anchor biosynthetic process
Molecular function (GO): hydrolase activity
Source: RefSeq, a predicted model, not a curated record
GGCUGACGAGUACAAGAGUUGCACCCAUUACUAGUAUAGUGUCUACUGACUUACUAACUAAUGACGCGGACUUCUGAGUCAGUAUUUAGUAUUAUUAACAUUUUUUUAAAAUUAACUACAUUAGUUAUUAAUAUAAGUAACCAGUAGGUAAAUAAUAAUUAAUGCCUGGUCUGUGGUCGGCAUUAAUUAUGUCUAAUAUACAAUUGUAUAAGCUUUCUAGUUAGCUGAUGACUAUUAUUAGAUUCUUGGAAACUUUAAAUGUACUAGAAUUAUGUGAACUACCUAUGCGGAUCUCAAAUUAUGUGUACAUAAUACAUUAACAGUUGAUACUCAUUUUUUCACUUAAAUUAAGAAAAUUCAGGAAGACCAUAAUGGUUACAAUUCAUAGUCUCAUUACAAAGAAAUUUAUACAAUAUUUAUUUUGUAUCACUGGUUUAAUAUUUUUUUGUGAAUAUGGCAUUUAUUACGUCGUUUUAUCACAAUGCAAUUGGCCGUCAGAUAGUAACAUGACAUCGGAGCAACCUGUUAAAGUAAUGUUUUUAGCUGACACACAUUUACUUGGUACGAGGAAAGGCCAUUGGCUUGAUAAAAUGAUACGAGAAUGGGAAAUGGGAUGUGCUUUUCAAACUGCUAUCAAAUUACAAAAACCAGAACUUAUUUUUGUUUUAGGUGAUUUAUUUGAUGAAGGAUUAUGGAGUAGUGAAAGAGAUUUCAACUCAUACGUUGAAACAUUUAAAUAUUUGUUUUCAGUACCAUCAGAUAUACAAUUAUAUGCUAUUGUUGGUAAUCAUGAUAUUGGAUUCCAUUAUGGAAUAACACCAUAUCUCGAAAAAAGGUUUAAUAAAGUGUUUCAUACUGGUCCAGUAGAAUUGAUCAGUAGACGUAAUGUUCAUUUUAUAACAAUUAAUAGUAUGGCUAUGGAAAUGGAUGGAUGUUUUUUAUGCCAUACUGCUAAAUUAAAACUAAACGACAUUUCAAAAAGGUUAAAAUGCAGUCAAAAUGAAAAUAAAUGUUCAAAAAAAAUGAUGCUAGAUGGAAAUUACAGUAAACCCAUACUAUUACAACAUUUUCCAUUGUACAGAAAAAAUGAUAUGGCCUGCAAUGAACCAGAUUCAGCGUCAUUAAAAGAAAAAGAAAAACCGUUUCGUGAGGGCUUGGAUUGUCUACGCAAAGAUGCAACAGACAAGUUAUUAAAAGUGGUGCAGCCUCGUCUAGUUUUUGGUGGUCAUACUCAUCACGGUUGCCAUAUUAAACAUACAAAUGGAGUUCAUGAAUACAGCAUAUCUUCAUUUAACUGGAGAAAUAAAUAUAAUCCAAGUUAUACGCUUGCAUUAUUUAGUAUGGAUAAUUAUUCCAUUGAAACUUGUCAUAUGCCACAAGAACAUACAAUUGUAUUUAUUUAUUUAACUUCUAUUAUGAUAUUUUUAUUUUUUAAAGUAUUCAAAUUAAAACGAAUUAACUAUAUUAACAAGGAUUAUCAUCUAUUUAAUCAUAAAAAUUAAUCAUAAGAAUACUAUAAUUAAUUUUUUUAAGCUGUUAGACAAUGUUCUGUUCGUAUAAUGGUUGUUCAGCAAUUAACCGGCCGAAACCUAACCUAGAAAGAUCUAUUGUGUUAUAUCCACCCUCAG